UUCAGCCUAAAUGACAUCCGCGAAACCCUUUGCGACAGUCGCAGGGAUGCUGAAAGCCAGAUCGAGCUUCGCCCUCCGAACUCGAGGAGGUCACGGCCCGAACCCAUUCCUUACUCCCGGCCACCAGGAGCGGCCCAACGGCUACCUCUUCAACCGUACGCCCCCGCCGCCAGGGCAAUCCCGAAAGUGGGAGGACUGGGAGCUCCCUUGCUACAUCACCAGCUUUCUCACCAUUGUCAUCCUCGAUGUCAGCCUCAACGCCAACCCCGAUCUCACUAUUGAGACAUGGGCCCAUCAGGAAGCCAUCAAAAGGCUCGAGCUCGAGUCCUCUUCAAAAUCCGAGUGAUUGUUUGAUCGGUCAAUCUGGGUAUGCUUUUGUUACGCCCUCUUCUGGAAUUAGGGUUUGGUAGAGAAGAUCACAUUCUGAGAAGUUUUCUGUUUAUAUUUCCUGAUGCAAUUUGGUGGAAAAUAAUUGUUGAUGUUCAUUAACUAAUGAUUU
Messenger RNA from Cuscuta europaea, 499 nucleotides. The record is from the annotation of a GenBank genome assembly. NCBI's taxonomy places the organism in Eukaryota, Viridiplantae, Streptophyta, Magnoliopsida, Solanales, Convolvulaceae.